Messenger RNA from Cephus cinctus (wheat stem sawfly), 1444 nucleotides. RefSeq lists its product as uncharacterized. Gene Ontology annotation, biological process: positive regulation of transcription by RNA polymerase II; cytokine production. The coding region runs from base 436 to 1374 and encodes 312 amino acids. The transcript has 7 exons. Lineage: Eukaryota; Metazoa; Arthropoda; Insecta; Hymenoptera; Cephidae. Gene Ontology annotation, molecular function: protein binding. The record is from RefSeq and is a predicted model, not a curated record.
AGUUAAUGGUGAAAUGUCUAGCAAAUAACUGCUUUAGCCUAAAAUUAUAAUUUGAAAGGAAAAAGACGUAGACACUGUUUUGGCAGGUGUGAAAAAAGAAAGAAUUUUUUGUAUAUUCGUCAUAAUUAUUUCUUGAUUCUUUUUGGUUUUUUGCCCUCGGUAGGGAGCCAAGUGCUAGAUCAAAAUUACCAUCGCAUUGUAAGAAAAAUAUACACAUAAAAUUUUACUAGACUGUCAAGUUAAAAGUUUCGAUAUCCUAAAUACUAUUUUGCUCACUAUAUUUUGAGUAAUGAAGUAGAAUGUUAUCACAGCACACUAUGGAUUAUUGAAAUACAGUUUUUGAAAUGUGCUUACACAGAUGUUUUCUUGGAAUUAUAAGUUUCAUUUGCAGAUAAAGAUAAUGAUAUUGAGUAAGAUAUCACCUAUAUAAGAAUCAUGGACGUAAUAUGUUGCGAUACUUCAUCUGACGAUGAAGAUUUUUGUUACACAAAUUCGGUUACAAAAUUGAAAGUUUUGAAAGAAAAAUCAUCCAAUAUACGACAUAUACCUGAAGAUGAAAGAAAGAUUAAGCCUCAAAAACAGGAAAAAAUUCUAGCUGUGGUUAAUGUAGCUAAUUAUAAUGAUGUUAUAGAGGAUGCAACUAGUGGAUUAAUGAUCACAGAACAGUUACCACGUAAAAGUAAACGCAUUAAACAGAAGAGAGUAACAGUGCCUGAAGCUCAACCCAAAUUACGAAAUCGCAGGAAAAAAAAAAAUGUACUGGAUUCAGAUUUGGACAUAAUUUCUGUCGAUGAUGAUGCAGUGAUUUGUGUUGAUGGAAAUGAUAGUUUCUCAAUCUCAUCAUCUUUAAAUACUAUCAAUAAUGAGGAUGAUGAUUUCCCUAUUGAUGUGAAAAUAUAUUGGCGAUAUAGAUCGAUCGUCCACUUUGAACUUCACCAACAUGAAUCAUUCCAAAAAGUUUUUGAACAUUUUGCAGCAAUAGAAUCUGUACCUGUAGAGAAUAUUGUUAUAACGCGAAAGGAAUUGCGAAUCAGUCGGAAUGAUAGUCCAGCUUCCAUAAAUUUGUCAGUAAUAGAUAUUCUCGAAGGAGGAAUAAGUGAUUUGCAGUCAGCAGGACAAUCCAAUGAUAAUGAAUGUGUGGAUGAGACUAUGUGCAAAAUCAAAAUACAAUUGGCUGAUAAGAGAAAGUUGGUUGUUAUGUUGAAAAAUGAUCAAAAAUUCAAAACGGUUUUCCUCAGCUGUGCUGAACAAUUGAAACUCCAGGAAUCAAGAAUAAAACUUCUAUUUGAUGGUGAAGAAAUCAGUGAUUCUGAUACACCGGAAUCAUUAGACCUUGAACAAGAAGCAUGUAUCGACCUUCGAGUACUAACUUAGUAUUUAUGUGAAAUUCAUCGACACGUAAACAAGUAUCAGCUGCUAAAUAUAUGAAAUUAAUUAUUAUGAA